AUUAAUUUUUUGAGGUUAGGACAGAAAGGUAAUUUUGAGGUUUAAAAUUGUGAAGUUUCGAGGUAAAAUUUUAAAAUUUUAAAUUUUGAAAAUUUUUUAAAUUUUAAAAACGUUGAAAAAUGAAAUUUGUGAGUUUAAAAAAAUGGAGAAUUCCGAGGGGAAAAUCGCCGAUUUUGAGGCCAAAAAGUGGAUUUUUUUUAAAUUAAAAAUAAUCCAUUUUCACAUCAAAAACCUGAAUUUGGCAAAUAAAAUCCAAAACCACAAAAUAAUUCUGAGGUUAAAAAAAAAAAAUAUCUUGAAAUUCGUGCUUUAAAAAUCGUUGAUUUUGAGGUAAAAAAAUCCUGAAUUGGGAGAUUUUAAUUAAAAAAAAAAAAAAAAAAAGGAAAAAAAUCAUCGAUUUUGAAGUAAAAAAUUCGUGAAUUACAAGGUAAAAAAAACCCCGAGAAUUCUGUGAUUAAAAAUAUCGAUAAUUCUGAGGUAAAAAAAAAAAAAAUUGCGAAUUCUGAGGGGAAAAAAUCUACGAAUUUGUGGCCAAAAAUAUCGAAUUUGGUGGAAAAUGAUAAAUUUUCCACGAGAAACGUGAAUUUUGGGGGUAAAAAUUCGAUUUUUGGGGGGGCGGGGGGGUCAAAAUCGGCGAUUUCGGGACGGAAUAAAAAAAAAUAAAUAAAUAAAAAAAUCGAUAAUCCCGUGUUAAAAACCGAAUUCCGAGGGGAAAAUCGGCGAAUCGUGAGGUAAAAAGUGGCGAAUUCUGAGGUAAAAAUCGCCGAAUUUGCGGCUAAAAAGUCGAUCAUUAUUUAAAAUAUUAAAUUGCCCUCAAGGGAGGUGAAUUUUGGGGGUAAAAAUUCGAUUUUUUUGCGGGUGGGGGGGUCAAAAUCGGCGAUUUCGGGACGGAAUAAAAAAAAAAAAAUAAAAAAAUCGAUAAUCCCGCGUUCAAAACCGAAUUCCGAGGGGAAAAUCGGCGAAUCGUGAGGUAAAAAGUGGCGAAUUCUGAGGUAAAAAUCGCCGAAUUUGCGGCUAAAAUGUCGAAAUUUUUAUUGAAAACCUUAAAUUCUCACCCGAACCGCGAUUUCCGUGCCACUUUUUUGGGGUAAAAUCCGCCGAUUCCGGUUCCCCGCCAUUUCCGGACUCGCUUUCCCAGCGUUCCCUGCGUGCCCUCCCGGAAAUGAGAGGGGGAUAUAGGGAAGGAUGUUACCUCAGCGUGACGUGAUUGCGUCACUUCCGUUUCCGCCUCUCGGCGCUUUUCCGGCGGCGGCUCCGCGCGUGCGGCGAGUUCGGCUGCCCUUCCUGUCUGUGCUGUCGCGAUAAUGUCGCGGUUCUUCACCACCGGCUCCGAUUCCGAGUCCGAAUCGUCGGCGUCCGGAGAUGAGACCGCGCCGAAAGCGGCGGGAGGGCCCUACAGCAAGCCGCUGCUGCUCAGUGAGGAUGAGGAGGACACGAAGCGCGUCGUGCGCAGCGCCCGCGACAAGAGGUAUGAGGAGCUCACCAACCUGAUCCGCUCCAUCCGCAACGCCAUGAAGAUCCGCGACGUCAGCCGCUGCCUCGAGGAAUUUGAGCUCCUGGGCCGAGCCUGGAGCAAAGCCAAGGGAGUGGUGGACAGGGAGGGCGUCCCCAGGUUCUACCUGAGGAUCCUGGCUGACCUCGAGGAUUAUCUCAACGAGGUGAGACCAAUUUGGGGAAAAAAAAAACAACUCUGGGGGCAAAUUGGGAAAAUCCCCUUUUUUGGGGAUUUUUUUCCAGCUUUUUUUCCCUUUUUUUGGGGAUUUUUUAGGUUUUUUUUAGGAUUUUUUUUCCCCCAAAAUUCAGAUUUUUCGCUGAUUUUUUUUCGGAUUUUUCUCAGCUUUUUAUUGCAGUUUUUUCCAAUUUUUUUCAGGAUUUUUUCCUAAUUUUUUCCCAUUUUUUCAGAAAUUUUCCCCAAUUCUUUCCCAUUUUUCCAGAAUUUUUCCCCAAUUCUUUCCCAUUUUUCCAGGAUUUUUUUCCGACUUUUUUCCCAUUUUUCUCCAAUUUUUUCCUUCAUUUCUCCCCAUUUUUUCCCAUUUUUCCAGGAUUUCUCCCCCAUUUUUCCAGAAUUUUUCCCCAAUUUUUUCCCAUUUUUUCCAGAAUUUUUCCCCAAUUUUUUCCCAUUUUUUCCAGAAUUUUUCCCCAAUUUUUUCCCAUUUUUCUCUAAUUUUUUCCUUCUUUUUUUUCCCAGUCUCUUCCCCAUUUUUCUUUAAUUUUUCCCCAAUUUUUUCCCAUUUUUCCAGGAUUUUUCCCCAAUUUUUUCCCAUUUUUCUCCAAUUUUUUCCUUCUUUUUUUCCCCAGUCUCUUCCCAUUUUUUCCAGGAUUUUUCCCCAAUUUUUUCCCAUUUUUCCAGAAAUUUUCCCCAAUUUUUUCCCCAUUUUUUCCAGAAUUUUUCCCCAAUGUUUUCCCAUUUUUCCAGAAAUUUUCCCCAAUUUUUUCCCACUUUUCCAGAUUUUUCCCCCCCAUAUUUUCCCCCUUUUCCCACAUUUUUUUCCAGAUUUGUUUUGGGGCAUUUUGGGGUUUUUUUGGGGAUUUUUUGGGGCGUUUUUGGGCUGACCUCGAGGAUUAUCUCAACGAGGUGAGACAAUUUGGGGAAAAAAAAAACAACUCUGGGGGCAAAUUGGGAAAAUCCCCUUUUUUGGGGAUUUUUUCCAGCUUUUUUUCCCUUUUUUUGGGGAUUUUUUAGGUUUUUUUUAGGAUUUUUUUCCCCUAAAAUUCAGAUUUUUCGCUGAUUUUUUUCGGAUUUUUCUCAGCUUUUUAUUGCAGUUUUUUCCAAUUUUUUUUCAGGAUUUUUUCCUAAUUUUUUCCCAUUUUUUCAGAAAUUUUCCCCAAUUCUUUCCCAUUUUUCCAGAAUUUUUCCCCAAUUCUUUCCCAUUUUUCCAGUAUUUUUUUCCGACUUUUUUCCCAUUUUUCUCCAAUUUUUUCCUUCAUUUUUCACCAUUUUUUCCCAUUUUUCCAGAAUUUUUCCCCAUUUUUUUCCCAUUUUUCCUUCUUUUUUUCCCCAAUUUUUCCCCAUUUUUCCAGGAUUUUUCCCCAUUUUUUUUCCCAUUUUUUCCAGGAUUUUUGCAGGAUUUUUUCCCAUUUUUUCCAGGAUUUUUUCCCCAAUUUUUCCCCGUUUUUUCCA
This is a messenger RNA of Cinclus cinclus, 3121 nucleotides long. Its product is annotated as eukaryotic translation initiation factor 3 subunit C-like. Lineage: Eukaryota; Metazoa; Chordata; Aves; Passeriformes; Cinclidae. The transcript is spliced from 5 exons. Gene Ontology annotation, biological process: translational initiation. Gene Ontology annotation, cellular component: eukaryotic translation initiation factor 3 complex. Bases 1305 to 1883 code for a protein of 192 amino acids. Gene Ontology annotation, molecular function: RNA binding; translation initiation factor activity; translation initiation factor binding. The record is from RefSeq and is a predicted model, not a curated record.